AUGAAUAUAUAAAAUUAAGGAUCUGUAGAAUUGUCUGGAAAUCCAGUUUCAAGAGCAAAUGAAGAUGAAGCAGUAUAAUAUUAGAAAAGACUCUCAGUUAUCAUUUUAAAUCAAAUAGAAAGAAAAAGAACAAAAGCAAAAUCUACAAUCAUAUAAAGCUCAAAACAUAAUGCCUUUGAAGAUAGUAGAGUGACUAGAGUCUUUUUUGAAAGAUAUAGGGUUUUGGAAUAUGGGAGAUUUUGGGUUAUUUGUGCUACAAUAGUUUUAGUUGUUUUAGAGGUGUAAAUUAUGAUAAUUAAUUAUAGUAUGAAGUUUCUUUUUAGCAUCAAUUAACAGACAUCUAUGAUAAAGAAAUAAAAAUAUUGCUUUAUUUAAUAAUGAUCUUAUCUAUAAUUUCAAGUAAAUUGUUAAUUUAAUUAGUUAUUAUGACUUUUAUUGCUUAUUAAGCAGAACUUGAAUUUAAAAAACGUUCUCUAUCAAUUCCUAAAGCAAGCAAUAUAUUUUAAACUAAUUUGAUUUUCCUUCUAAUCUUAGAAACUAUUAUUCUAUUACCAUGUCCUACACCAUAUACUAUGGAAUUUAAGAUAUUCUUUACCUAAAGAUAUUCAGACUAAAUCAGAUUUUAUUUUAUAAAUGAGAUCCUAACAUUCAUAAUGCUCUUUAGAUCUUUAUUGAUUCUAAAUAUAGCAUUUAAGUUCCAAGAUUUCUAUUCUAAUAGAGUCAAUAGAUUAUGGUAUAUAUAUUGAACACACAAUUUUAGCCGUAUUUAUUCAGUAGAUUUUGGUCCCCAUUUCAUAUUUAAGGUAGCUAUUAGAGAACAUCCUUAUAAGACAAUCUGUGGACUUUUUUGUAUUGGAUUAUUCAUUUUCUCCUAUUAGUUAGAGAUUUCGGAAAGAUCUUUAUUAAGAACUGAAUAAGAAGUUAAGCUUUAUAAUUUUAAUCAUUCUUUAUGGGUUUGUAUGAUAACAAUAUUUACAGUUGGUUAUGGUGAUAUAUAUCCAUCAACUGAUCUUGGAAGAUUUUCAAUGACUUUAGGUUUAUUUUAUGGUGUAGCAUUGACUUCUUUGUUUACUGCUAUUCUAUAUGCUGAUUUAUAACCUUUAUCUGCAGAAAUGCGUUCGAUAACCUUAUUAGAUAAAGCUAAUUUAAAAGUCUCAAUUAAAUAAUUUGCUUAAAAGGCUAUGCUAAAUUUAUUUAAGCUUUAAUAAUAUUUUUAAAGAAAUAAAUAACAAUAUAUAUAAAGUAAUCCAGCAAUUGGAUAAAGAGUGUCUCAUAUAAAAGGUAUUUUAUAAAAAACAGAGAAUAUGAGAAGGUAAUCAUGUAUAUUAUUUAAAUCAGAAACUAUAGAACAAUUGACACUGAAGAUUUCAUUACUAUGGCUGAAAGAAGAUUUAAAGAAAUGACUCAUUUUUUCAUUGAGUAUUAUGAAAUGCUUGAAUAGAUGUAAUAAUAAUAAGAGUUAUUGGAUGAUAUAGAUACACCAAGAAUUCAUUCAAAUGAAAAAAGUCAUACAGUAACAUCAGCUAGUCUUAAUAUAAGAAGCAAAGAUGAUUAAUAUUUUGAAGAAUUGAUUGAUUCUUAAUCAGAAAACCCAUAAUUAAUGUAAUUUAAUGAUGAAGAUUGA
Messenger RNA from Paramecium primaurelia, 1624 nucleotides. Lineage: Eukaryota; Ciliophora; Oligohymenophorea; Peniculida; Parameciidae. The record is from the annotation of a GenBank genome assembly.